UGCACUAUAUAAGAAGCAAUGCAAACAUAUAUUCAUGCAGUUGUGUAUCUUAGUGCCGGAAAGCGAGACCACUCAGAAGAUUGGGGAUACCGCACACAUCGCAUUCAACAGCAUGGCGUUUUCUAAGAUAGUCGCCCUGAUGCUGGGGGUGCUGACUGCAGCUGACUUCGUGGCCUCAAAGCCCCAGAGUAGUCCAGCCAACACGUAUCUUCCUCCAGAUCAAGGCUACCAGUACCACAGACCCACCGUUCCGUUUCCGUCUCCGGGGCCCUCGGGGCCUGCACCUACGUAUCCUAGACCGUCUCCAGUCCCAGGGCCAUCGGGACCUGCACCUACAUAUCCUAGACCGUCUCCCGGUCCAAUCAGGCCUUCACCAACACCAACUUAUGGACCUCCACCACCUGUACCUCAGGGACCCCCAAGGCCGCCUCCAACAUAUGGCGGAGGCCAGGUCCUUGGUGACGAGCAUCUGCACGACCACCAUGUACCUGGCAUGCCUUAUGAUUUCAACUACGCCGUUAAGGACGAUUAUUACGGCACUGACUACUCGCACAACGCCGUUAGUGACGGAGAUGUUGUAAAGGGAGAAUACCGCGUGCAACUGCCGGAUGGACGACUGCAGAUUGUGCGGUAUACCGCUGACUGGAAGACUGGAUUUCACGCCGACGUUUCCUAUGAAGGCCAGGCUUCCUACCCUGACACUAACCGCGGACCAUACAACUAUCCGGGGCCCAGUAGUAGUGGUGGUGGUGGCGGUGGUGGCCCUUCUGCAACAUACGGUCCCCCCGGACCAUCCAGCUCUGGCUAUUGAAUCUAACGUCCCUGAUACUGAACCGUCGCAGCAGCAUUCACUCAGAAAUACAAGAGCCAUGGAUUUAUACUGAUUCCCAUUUUAACGCUCGCGUACUCUGUCCACAGUUCAUUAAAUCACUGAGAAUGGAACUCAAGCAGGAGUGCUUGUUAACAUAGCAACCCGGUGACUCGAACCCUAGAUUCUUGUUCAGUAUUUAAUGGCAGCAGAAAGCAAAGAAGAGGAUUUAUGACGAAGUCUAAAGGUGGGACUUAAUACAGGUAUAUGAAUCUGAACAGAUUAAUUUUAGGGAAUAGAAUUCAUUCCUGAUCUGAUGUCAGUUAACAACCUACCAUCGAACCCUCUUUACCACAGAUAAUAUACUCGUAAUAUUUUCUACGUGUCAGGUACUCCGAAGUUACAGAAAUCAUUUAAGUGGGUUAAUUUGCUGGACAGUAUCUAUAAAGUCCCAUAUGUUAUUUGGAUUUUUAGUAGGUUUCCUAGAAACUUCAAUAAUGAUUCAAUCUCUCCAAAUACAUUGAUCAAUAUUUCACGUAAACACCUCUCUGAAGAAUAAUGUUCAGUUGAUCUGAGACUAAUACAUUAAAGUUAACGUUUCAUUUAUGCAGUUCUACUUCUCUGAAAUGGAGAUCAAAAUUACAAAAGAAUGAUGACUUUAACUCACAGUGUCAUCGUCUUUAACUUAAUAUUAGUCGAAGAAUGUCGUCUUCUGGGAUGUGAGAAUUAAAUCUUGUGUGAACCGACGUUUCGGAGGAACGUAUCGCCGCCAUCUUCCGGGCAGAAAAACACGACAGCGAGGAAGCUGGAGCCACCUGCUUACGCUGGUUCCUCCCUUGCGGAUUUUCUGCCCUGAAUAUGGAGGCGAUACGUUCCUCCGAAACGGCGCCACACCCAAGAAGACAACAUUAUUCAUAGUCACCGGUGUGAAAACCUCAAAUCUUACAUUGAUAUUAGUCCUACUUGCAGGAAGGUUUUUCAUUCAUAUUUAUAAUUGUGUGGAUAUACAGACUUCUUAGGUAUUUCUCAGAUUCAUGUCACCAGAAAACUGCUCUAAAUAUUCAUUUCUGUCUUCACGGAAGUUUCACUUUAAUGCUGGCAAUACAGCUUUAUGGCAAUACGAUAAUGAUUUUAAUAUGUUACUAAAUAUUUAUUUCUCCUUCCGUUUUAAAAAUAGCAAUUUCUUCUAUGGUAACACAUAGGAAUCUACUUAUUAUAACAUAAAAUAUAUAAACCUACAUAGAAGCCUAUUAAUUUUACAUUAACAGGAAAAAGUAAACAUGCAUUUCAGCUGUAGGUUUAUUCAACACAAGCAUCAAUUUUGUAAUAAAAUCAGUGGUAUCAUGCAAACUUGGCUAAUUUAAAAUCUUCCACAAGAUGUUAUAUUUGUAAAAUAAAACUGUUAUACCUAUAUACUGUAAUAAAAAUAAACUGGUCAUAUGAUCAGAGUAGACAGGAAUGUAUUUUUAUAUUAACUCCACAUGUGUCUAAUUUUGUAUGUGUUAAAUAUUACUGUAUAUAUGACAUUUUUGUUUUAACUGUAAACAAAAUAAAUAGCACAUUUGUCGCCUCAGGCAAUUAACAGUAUAAACUGAAAAGUAAUAUUGUACUUAAAAAAUUAAACAACCUAU
Messenger RNA from Cryptotermes secundus, 2439 nucleotides. RefSeq names its product pro-resilin (gene Cpr50Cb). NCBI's taxonomy places the organism in Eukaryota, Metazoa, Arthropoda, Insecta, Blattodea, Kalotermitidae. Bases 35 to 811 code for a protein of 258 amino acids. Gene Ontology annotation, cellular component: extracellular matrix. The record is from RefSeq and is a predicted model, not a curated record. The transcript is spliced from 3 exons.